Messenger RNA from Centrocercus urophasianus (Greater sage-grouse), 1041 nucleotides. It is a transcript of the gene MORN2, whose product is annotated as MORN repeat containing 2. Bases 11 to 424 code for a protein of 137 amino acids. The record is from RefSeq and is a predicted model, not a curated record. The transcript is spliced from 5 exons. Lineage: Eukaryota; Metazoa; Chordata; Aves; Galliformes; Phasianidae.
ACACUUCCGCAUGGCAACCAUGGAGGAUGCUGUCGUUUUUAAAGUAUCUUUCACGUUCCCAAACAAAGAAAAGUAUGAAGGGGAAUGCAAAAAGACACCUGAGGGUUUGUUGCAGAGGAAUGGGCUUGGAGUUCAUACCAGUGCCAACGGAAUGAUAUACACUGGUAACUGGUUAAAUGACAAGAUGAAUGGUACUGGAAGGCUAGAACAUCCUUCUGGGGCUGUUUAUGAAGGCGAAUUCAAAGACAACAUGUAUCACGGGGCAGGAACCUACACAUUUCCAAGUGGAGCAAAGUACAUUGGACCAUUCAAUGAAAACAAGAUGGAAGGUGAAGGAGACUUCAUAGAUGAAAAUGGAGUGGUGUGGACUGGCACAUUCAAUGGCACAAAAGCAGCAGGACUGAAGCAUAAGCUGAAAAUGUAGCUAUUUGGCACUGUCAAAGCUACCCCAUUUGAUCUCACUCUAGGUUCAACAGCUGUCAUUGAUUUCUUCAUGUAUUCAUUGAAAAUGAUGCCUUUGGUCACUGGUAAAUAAAACACAGUUACUUUUCUUAGCAAAUUGAUCAGAUGAAGUAAACAGAGGAAUGGGGUUGAACAGGUUAAAUUUAGAAGUAGAGCAGUAAAUUACUGGAUUUUUUUUUUAUUUUAACUUGACCUAUUUUAACUUAACCUUUCUUGCUGGGUUUCAAACAACAUAUAUCAGCAAACUAAUCCUAAUUUACGCUCAACUUCUCUAAUUUUUCCCUGGAAAACAAACCUGCCAACCCACAGAAGCCUUUGGAAACACAGUGCUUGCAUUUGCACUAAGCGUGGCACUGCACAGCGGGAUCAGGACAGAGAGCAAGUGCAGCUGCAGCAUGGCAGCUACUCCUCCCAGGACAAUCCUGCACAACCCAGGCUCCAGCAGUACACAGCUCAAAAACAUGUGCCAAGGCUAUUUUUCUCUGGGGGGGAAGUGGGCAAGUGAGCUCACAGGGAGCUGACUGCUGCCACUGCUAGCACAAGGUCUAAUGCAAUAAAAUAAAUAUGCUUCUAUUUUUG